Molecule: messenger RNA, 3711 nt
Organism: Tachysurus fulvidraco (yellow catfish)
Lineage: Eukaryota; Metazoa; Chordata; Actinopteri; Siluriformes; Bagridae
Gene: chsy3
Product: chondroitin sulfate synthase 3
Exons: 3
Coding region: 725-3187 (820 amino acids)
Cellular component (GO): Golgi cisterna membrane
Molecular function (GO): glucuronosyl-N-acetylgalactosaminyl-proteoglycan 4-beta-N-acetylgalactosaminyltransferase activity
Source: RefSeq, a predicted model, not a curated record
AGAGAGAGAGAGUGGGAGCGCUACAUUAGAUUUCCCCGAAGCUGCCCGUUAUUUUGAGAGAACGCUCCGCCCAGCGACUCGUUUUACUUUCUUAACCGGGCGGGUGAUCGUUGCUACUGCAGUCAGACGAAGCUGAAGGAAAAGUGUCGAAGUCGGAAAAAGCGAACGAAGUUAUUUAGCCUGUUAAAUGUAAACAACAUGGCGAGUGAUCGGAGACACAGCCGCGUCGGUAGAGGACUCGCACUGCUCUAGUCACCUAAGUAACUAGGGCUGAAGUGUGAAAGUGUCUUGAAUGUUUUUUUUCCAUGGGAGCUCUGAGAUCAUCACUAUGGCAGUUAACAAGUCUUCGGGGAAAGGAAAAAGCGUAGACUUCCUCAGAAACAGUAGGCUGAUUGUCUGAGACGAUGAAGAGUUUACGCAGCGCUGCUUUUCUAUGUAACAGAUUGGAUAAGUCUUCGUGUCGAGCAGGACACUUCACUGUAACGGAGGGAUCACCUCUAAGGAACUACACUAUUAUGUAAACAUAAUCUAAAUGUCCCAGAUGGGAAGCUGGAGUUGAGGGACAUUGGAGCUGAUUUUGUUCCGUCUUGAGGAUGUCCGGGUGCGUGAAAGGUCGCGUUUACGUGCAUGAGGACGCACUUACAGUGCACUGGGUUACAUUGCGGUGUUCUCCGUCUAUUUCACUCAAUCCAGCAAUACACCUUUAGUUUCUGUUUUUUACUAAAUGAUCACAUGUGUUGACUUUAUCAUGGCACUGAGGUCUAGAAAAGCAUGGACCAAUGUGAUGGUCGGGCUGUUGCUCGGGUUCACUGCAGCAUCCUGGCUUUUGGUGCCCCGGGUAACUGAGCUCAAAAAGACCUCCAUGUGCUCACCAUACAGUCUAGGUAAAGUUUCAGAACUGGUAAAAACCCCUGUAACUAACAACGUCUGGCAGGAUAGCCAGCACAGACCAUCCUCCAGCAGAGAAAGAAGCUACGAAGAGGAGGAUGAGGAGCAAAGUGUGGACAUGCCAAGCCAUGGAGGACCCAUUCCUCAUCCCAAACAUUUCCUGUAUGUCGGAGUCAUGACUGCUAAAAAAUAUCUGGACUCAAGGGCGGUGGCCGUGUAUAAGACGUGGGCGCCUGGCAUCCCAGGAAAGGUGGAGUUCUUCUCAAGUCAUGGCUCGGAUUCCAUCCCACUUCCUUUCCCACUGCCCGUGGUCUCGCUACCAGGUGUUGAUGAUUCGUAUCCGCCACAGAAGAAGUCCUUUAUGAUGUUGAAGUACAUGCACGAUCACUACCUGGACAAAUACGAGUGGUUCAUGAGGGCUGAUGAUGACGUCUACAUCCGAGGUGAAAAGCUGGAGCUCUUCUUGCGCUCUCUCAACAGCAGUAAGCCUCUGUAUCUGGGGCAGACAGGUUUAGGCACCACAGAAGAACUUGGCAAGUUGGCACUGGAGCCUGGAGAGAAUUUUUGCAUGGGUGGCCCGGGUAUGAUCUUCAGCCGUGAGGUGCUGCGCUUGAUGGUGCCCCACAUCAGCACCUGUCUGAGGGAGAUGUACACCACGCAUGAGGAUGUGGAGGUGGGCCGCUGUGUCCGCAGAUUUGGGGGAACCCAGUGUGUGUGGUCAUAUGAGAUGCAGGAGCUGUUCUAUGAAAACUAUGAGCACAAGAAAGGCUUCAUUGAGGAGCUGCGCAGCAGCAAGAUUCACAACGCCAUCACUCUGCACCCCAACAAGCGCCCGGCUUAUCAGUACCGGCUACACAACUACAUGCUCAGCCGUCAGAUCUCACAACUGCGCUACCACACCAUCCAUUUACAUCGUGAGACCAUGAGCAUGAGCCACCUCAGCAACACAGAGGUGCAGUGGGAGGACCAGCAGCUAGGUGCACUCCCCUCCUAUACCCGCUACCAGCCAACUGAACGAGCAGACGUCAUCGAGUGGGAUUUCCUUAACGGGCGGUAUCUGUACUCUACUACCGAAAAGAAUAUGCCGCGUCAGGGUCUCGGCAACGUGCUCCGCUCUGCCUUAGAGCACACGGUUCUCCAGUUGAUGGAGAUGAUCAAUGAGAACUCCAAAGUUCGUGGUCGUGUUAUUGAUUUCAAAAAGAUCCAGUAUGGUUACAGGCGGGUAAAUCCUUUACAUGGCGCUGAGUACAUCCUGGAUCUUAUGCUGCUGUAUAAGAGGCACAAAGGACGAAAAGUGACCGUGCCAGUACGGAGACAUGUCUACCUGCAGCAGUCAUUUAGUAGGCCUUAUUUUAAUGAACCUGAGCAGCUAGAUGUAGCUGAACUGGUAGAGGCAAUCAAUAGUGACUUUCAGUCUUUUUCACUUCUCUCUAAUUCACUCAAGAUCUUUUACCCUUUUCAGUUUUCAGAGUCUAACAGGGAGAUACGAGAGCAAGGUCAAAAGAAGCUGCACAUCCUCGUACCUCUUAUGGGUCGCUAUGAUACAUUUGUGCGCUUCAUGGACAACUUUGAGAAGGUCUGCCUAAUUUCUAACCAGAAUGUAAAAUUAAUUAUCAUCCUGGUGGAUAAUGAUAGCAACCAAGACAAAGAGAAGCAUUUGGACUUGAUUAAGGAGUACCAUAAUAAAUAUCCCAAAGCAGAUCUGUCUGUAAUACCAAUGAGUGGAGAGUUUUCUAGAGGUCUUGCCUUAGAAAUGGGUGUCUCUGGCCUGAAUAAUAACUCUCUGUUGUUUUUCUGUGACGUCGAUCUGGUCUUCAAUAGUGACGCACUCCAGCGAUGUAGAUACAACACAGUUGAAGGGAGACAGGCCUACUUUCCUGUUGUAUUUAGCCAGUACAAUCCCAAAAUUGUCUUUGGUGAGGGCCAUACUGAAGACAGCAACUUUGUUUUCACCAAAAAAUCUGGCUUCUGGCGAGAUUACGGAUUCGGGAUCACUUGCAUAAUCAAAGGUGACUUGCUAAAAGCUGGUGGUUUUGACACUUCAAUACAAGGCUGGGGGCUGGAGGAUGUCGACUUGUUCACAAAGAUCAUCAACUCUGAUUUAAAAGUGUUCCGUUCACAAGAACCGGGCAUAGUGCAUGUUUAUCAUCCUGUCCAAUGCGAUACUAAUCUAGAGCCCAAGCAAUACAAAAUGUGCCUGGGGUCCAAAGCGAGUACAUAUGCAUCUGCGAUGCAGUUAGCCGAACUGUGGCUGGAGAAACAUUUAGGCGUAGGCUACAGGAACAGAACUUCCUCCUGACAUUCCAGCUAUCUGUCAGUGUCACUAGAGAUUACCUCAGUUCCUCAGUACAUGAACGCAAAAGACUGAUUAUGUCUUAUGUGAAAAGUGUAAGCAAGUGUGUGAAAUUAACGGUACUCUAGCAGCAUUUGGUGCAGCGUAUUUAUUUGUGCAGUUGACUUUCACAGCGUCUUCCGUAGGUCAUUUAGGAAAUGAUGUUAAUACCAUUUGUUUUGUGCUUUGUUGUUAAAAAUCUGCUGAUUUACUCAGGAGCAUAUUUUUCAUCACAUGACCACCGUCUGUGAACGUUCAGUAUUAUCCAUGCCAUUAAAGCCGUAUGAGAAGUGCUCUUGUUUCCAGGUUAAAGUGGACACAAACACCGCCAUGAAUUAAUAAAUUAUUAAGAAAUUAAUAUAUUUCCAUGGGGACAUUAAUAUAAAAGUACCAUAAAUGUGCUUUAAAGGGGACUGAAGAAAAAUAAAGUUUUCUUUAUACUAAUAAAAUAUUUUUUAUUUCUGCAGUAUUUUUAAAGUUACUGUAACUUU